Molecule: messenger RNA, 2675 nt
Organism: Acinonyx jubatus (cheetah)
Lineage: Eukaryota; Metazoa; Chordata; Mammalia; Carnivora; Felidae
Gene: YPEL2
Product: yippee like 2
Exons: 5
Coding region: 415-774 (119 amino acids)
Source: RefSeq, a predicted model, not a curated record
CUAUGUGCUAAGGCGAGGGGAUAGGCGCGGGGGCGCGUCCGUCACAGGGCAGCCCCCGGCCCCGACCCGGAGGGAUGCGGAGUGGCGGCGGCGGCAGUGGCGGAGACUGUGGCUUUAAGAGCGCGCCCGGAGCCCGGGAGCCAGCCGGGCGGCCCUCUGCUGCGCACCCCCGCGGAGCCGAGCCCCGCGCUGGCCGGACGGGGCAGCUUGCUGCCGGGCUGCUGAGAACCAGCCCUAGACCUCUGCUUGAGGGUCCUUCCUCUGAAGACAUCACCAGUGUGUGGAGCGUGCCCCACACUCACCCCCUGCCAAACCACGGCCUUUACCUGUGUCUUCCGGUGUUUCCCGUGCGACCCAUCCUGUGGGAGUGCCUCGUGGGCCACUCCAGAGUUCACUCCACGCUCUACGGCGCCAAUGGUGAAGAUGACAAGAUCCAAGACUUUCCAGGCAUAUUUGCCUUCCUGCCACCGGACCUACAGCUGCAUUCACUGCAGAGCCCACUUGGCCAAUCAUGAUGAACUCAUUUCCAAGUCGUUCCAAGGAAGUCAAGGACGAGCAUACCUCUUUAACUCAGUAGUUAAUGUGGGCUGCGGGCCUGCAGAAGAGCGAGUGUUGCUAACAGGAUUGCAUGCAGUUGCAGACAUUUACUGUGAAAACUGCAAAACCACUCUGGGCUGGAAAUAUGAACAUGCCUUUGAAAGCAGCCAGAAAUAUAAAGAAGGCAAAUACAUCAUUGAGCUAGCACACAUGAUCAAGGACAAUGGCUGGGACUGAUUGGAGGGUAUCCACCUACCCCAGCGUCCACGUGAACGCCAUCCAACCAAACAUUCUACCCAAGCGUGAGAGAGUGACUGAACACUUGGUUCCAUCCAUUUAGGGGCCUUGCCAUCUGGGGCAUUCUCCCACCCUGAAGCCGUCUUUCUGGUGACCGGCCUCUAAAUCGCUGUCUCUCUGUCUCUUUGCUUUGUAUCUGUUUGUGAGUUGAUCCUGGCUUCUCUCUGUUCUAGUGUUGGCUGAAAACAAAACAACGAAAGGAACAGAUGCCUGACCGCAUGGGGCAGCCCACCUUGAUAAGGGCCCUGGGGCUCAUUAAGAGCUGCUUGAUGGCCUCUUGUCAGGAGAGCAGUGGCACAGCACGGGGGUGCAAGGAAGAAGGAAAUGGGGAGCCGUGAGGGUCCCAGGGCUGGUCAGUGGACGGGACGUUAGAGGUAGGAACAAAAUUGUGCUGCUCCUGGAGUCCUGGUAACUUAGGCUUGAAAUAAUCGACUUGUCUAAAAGGACAAAGAAAAAACAUACCUCAUGACUGCAUUCUCUCUGAUCAGAAGCUCUGUUCCUGAACCAGCUGUGUCCAGUUAGCAUGUGAGCACAAGAAUGCGCCCUAACUAGUGGGACAGGGGCCUGGUCCUCCUGGGUCCGGCUGGGGGUGUCCUGGCAGCAGAGAGUGCAAAGCCCAGAUGGUUUUGAUAACUCUGAUGCCUCAGUGCCCCUUCAGGUAAUCUUCUUUGCCUCUUCAGCCACUGUUGGUGAGAGGAUGGGAGACUGCCUUUUGCAAUGGGUGCAAGAUCCAAACAUCCCAAAGGCUUUGACCACCAACCAAGUAAAAUCAGUAAUUGAGGAGAACAGGGAACAAAGGGGGCUGUAGUUUGGGAGCUCCUACAGAAAUGGCUCAGAUAUUGGGCCAGAAAAAAAAAAAAAGUAGAACCAGCUAGCAGUUCUGUCUGACCUUUUUUUCCUGACCCUUAAUAAGAGAAGAGCAUUGUGGCAAGGAAGGGGGUGGGGUGGGGAAAUGCUGGGAAUAGUUUAGAUUUGAGCCAUUACAGGUUAGUGUAUAUUUCCACUUUGGUAUGCAAUGGCUUCAGUGAGAUCAGCAAUUCUUUGUACAUAGAGUUUUGGUUGUUUUUCUCCAGUUCUAUCAUUGUAGAUUGUGGAAAACAAAGUCCCAAGGCUUUGAGCUUAGUGAUAACCCAGCCAGUAGACUCCUCAUGCCCCUCGCUAUUCUCCUUGGACUUGAAUGCUUUGUGUGGAGAGAAAUUGUCAGAGUGGUCCAGCAGUGGGGAGGGCUUAGAUAUGAUGUCAAACAUCAAGUUAUAAAUUCUGAUAUUAGCCCCCACCUCCCAUCUCCCAAACCAAAGUUGAUUAUAUUAGGGAAGUGGGGAACAAAUCCCUAUAAAGCUCAUGAGAGAAAGGAGUUUGUUAUAGUUAACCAACACUAUGAAGUGUUUUCUACAACACUUCAGCCAGUACAUGGUGCAUGACCGAAACUCAUUUAACUGAGUUAAUUUUAUUGCUUAGACUGAAAAUGUAAUUAUUAAGAUAUGUGCAGGUUAUGUUAGAGUAUCUCAUUCUUGAAAGGGGGCUGAUCCUAUAGAAAAAAUUCACCUAAAAAGUCACAAAAAGAAUGAGUUCAUAGAGGCAAGAAUCUAUAAAAUUGAAUAAUCAAGAUUCAAGCAGCCAACCCAGAACAUUUCCAGAAUUCAAACAAAUUCCUCUAGGGAGUGAUCCAUGGUGGAAAUGCUUUUUUCUGUCUCUGUGUGCUGAUUGCAGAAGGGGGACCCGAGGUAGGCGUGGUCAUGCCCUGGAGGUAGUGAACUGUGGGACUGACAGGAAACCAGGUGGCUCCAGGUUUAGCUGUAGACCACCUCUGUAAGACAAUUAAAAAAAAAAAAAAAAAAAAA